Oryzias melastigma (Indian medaka) is the source of this 840-nucleotide messenger RNA. It is a transcript of the gene nme5, whose product is annotated as NME/NM23 family member 5. The transcript is spliced from 5 exons. The record is from RefSeq and is a predicted model, not a curated record. Gene Ontology annotation, biological process: UTP biosynthetic process; negative regulation of oxidative stress-induced intrinsic apoptotic signaling pathway; GTP biosynthetic process. Gene Ontology annotation, molecular function: nucleoside diphosphate kinase activity. NCBI's taxonomy places the organism in Eukaryota, Metazoa, Chordata, Actinopteri, Beloniformes, Adrianichthyidae. Bases 176 to 790 code for a protein of 204 amino acids.
CUUCGGAUCCCAUACCUGUGAAAUGGUAGCGUAGCAACCAAAACACAGCACUGAGAGACUGUGAAACCAAUGCAGGAGUAUUUAAACUAAUUUAGAAAAGGAUGACUGCUUGGUAAAGUUUUUGUCUGUUUGCGUCGUUCCUGUAAAAAUUGAUAUUUCUUUGCGCGAGAAAGAAAUGGAGCAAACGCAUUUAGGCGCUCGUAUCCGUGUGGAGAGAACACUGGCGAUCAUAAAGCCAGAUGUAUACGACAAAGCCGAGGAGAUUGAAGGUUUUAUCCUUCAGUCGGGCAUCACAGUCCUGCAGAAGCGAAGGUUGCAGCUGAGUCCAGAGCAGUGCAGCGACUUCUACACAGACCACAGUGGGAAACCGUUCUUUCCGAGCUUGACAGCUUACAUGAGCUCCGGCCCCAUCGUUGUCAUGGUGCUGGCUUGUGAGGAUGCUGUCACACGCUGGAAGUCCAUCGUUGGUCCUGCCGACAUAACAAAAGCCAAGGAAACUCAGCCGGAGUGUCUUAGAGCAAGAUAUGGAACUUCUGACCUGAAAAGUGCUCUUCACGCCAGUGAGUCGUUCCAAGAAGCUGUGAGGGAGAUUAAAUUCAUGUUCCCAAACUCUUACAUCGAGCCUUGCCCUUCAAAGCAUGAAACUGAGGAAUACCUGUGCAAGAGUCUGAAGUCGGUUUUGCUUCGUGGACUCACAGAGCUUUGCAAAGAAAAGCCCCUCAAUCCUGUUAUUUGGCUUGCUGACUGGCUGCUGCAAAACAAUCCAAAUCAGCCUCAAAUAUGUUUAUAACUCCUGGAUGAUUUCAGAAUAAAAGAUUCACAGGAAGUUACAGAUAAUAA